This is a messenger RNA of Conger conger (European conger), 6536 nucleotides long. RefSeq names its product activating transcription factor 7a (gene atf7a). Gene Ontology annotation, molecular function: cAMP response element binding; DNA-binding transcription factor activity, RNA polymerase II-specific. The transcript is spliced from 11 exons. Gene Ontology annotation, biological process: regulation of transcription by RNA polymerase II. The record is from RefSeq and is a predicted model, not a curated record. Lineage: Eukaryota; Metazoa; Chordata; Actinopteri; Anguilliformes; Congridae. Bases 275 to 1825 code for a protein of 516 amino acids.
AAGGAGAAAGACGGUUGAAGAGACUUCCUCAUGCAGACUGGCUUCCUCCUUGCCUCAUCUCCGCUUCUGAUUGGCCAGCGUGGAAACCCCGAGCAUGCGGGAAGUAUCACCAGGGAGACCCAAACCCGAGACGUGUGUGUGUGUGUGUGUGUGUGUUUUUCUUCACUGCCAGGUUUUAUUUUUAAACACACUCUGGUUUCCUUGGCUGGCGGAGGAUACAGACUGAAGCAUCCCUGCUUGGUUCAUCACUAGGAGACGAAGGUUUAGUCGAUUAAUGUCAGCAAUGUUUUCCUCUCCUCUCCCACAGUUACCCUGCAAAGCCAGCGCUAAAAUGGGGGAUGACCGACCUUUUGUCUGCAACGCCCCGGGGUGUGGGCAGAGAUUCACUAAUGAGGAUCACCUGGCUGUACAUAAGCACAAGCAUGAAAUGACACUGAAAUUCGGACCAGCCAGAACGGACUCUGUCAUCAUCGCAGACCAGACGCCCACGCCCACCCGCUUCCUGAAGAACUGCGAGGAGGUGGGGCUCUUCAGCGAGCUGGCCAGCUCCUUCGAGCAGGAGUUCCGCAAGGCCCAGGAGGACGACGACAAGAGGGCCAAGAACCCACUCCCUGCCUCCCCCCAUGGUGGAGCCUUGGACAUGACUCUACAGACCCCCUCAGAUGUGAAAGUGAAGGAGGAGGAGCCAGUGGAGGUUGACUCCUCCCCCCCAGGAAGCCCAGAAUCCAUCUCCAGCCAAUCGGAAAGCUGCUCAGAAGCUAUGAGCCCUCCCAGACCGGUGGUGAGCUCGGCCCCCACCCCCACCAUCGUACGGCCGGGCUCCCUGCCCAUCCACCUGGGCUACGAUCCCCUGCACCCCACCAUGCCCUCUCCAACGUCCGUCAUCACCCAGGCCCCGCCCUCCAACCGCCAUCUGGGCUCUCCCACAGGCCCGUACCCCAUGAUGAUGCAUUUGCCCAAUGGGCAGGCGGUCCCAGUUCUUCCAGGCCCGGUUCAGAUGCCCUCCGUCAUAUCACUGGCCCGGCCCAUGCCCACGGUACCCAACGUUCCUGGAAUUCCCGGCCCCCCUCUGGGAGGGGGCGGCAGCGGCUCCUCCUCUCCUUCCGGGUCCAUCCUCCACAACGAGGCCAAAAUGAGACUGAAGGCGGCGCUGUCUCACCAGGCUCCUGCAGGACACAGCUAUGGGGGCGUGGCCAUGGGCUCCAGUCCCAUGGUGCCUCAGAGACAGGAGCAGAGCCAGCUGCUGGUACAGCACCCUGACGCCCCGUCCCCCGCCCAGCCUCAGGUGUCCCCGGCCCAGCCCACUGGCGGGCGGAGGCGGAGGACGGCGGAGGACGAUCCGGACGAGCGGAGACAGCGCUUCCUGGAGAGGAACCGGGCGGCCGCCUCCCGCUGCAGGCAGAAGCGCAAGGUCUGGGUCAACUCCCUGGAGAAGAAGGCCGAGGAGCUCACCUCCAUGAACGUCUCCCUCUCUAAUGAAGUGUCCCUGUUGAGGAAUGAGGUGGCCCAUCUGAAGCAGCUGCUGCUGGCCCAUAAGGACUGUCCCGUCACCACUCUGCAGAAGAACAGUGUCUACCUGGGGGAGGAGACCCUGAAGCAGCUUUCGGAGCCCUUGGGCUCCCCGGCCCCCGUCAUCCAGCACAGCUCCCUGAGCGGAAGCCCCUCCCCCUCGGCGGGGCCCAAUGGGCUGAGCUCGCGUGCGGCGGCCGAGGCUGUGGCCAUGUCCGUGCUGGCGGGGAUGGGCGCCCCGCAGGCGGGCGGGGCUGGGGGCGGGGCCUCCUCCCACGUCAUCAUGGCCACGCACUCCCAGUCCGCCGCCAGAUGAUGAGCGGGCGUGGCCCUGGACUCGGAGAGAGGGAGGGAGGGAGAGGAAGGACCCCUCCUUUCUCCAUAUCCCACCCUCUCUCUCUUUCUCUGUUUCUCUCUUUCUUCCUCUCUCUCUGGAGCUCAGUGGGACUUGUGCUGGGACUCAGAGAGCUUCUUACCCACAAGGCCAUGGACUACAGGGGCUGGACUCCGCCCACCUUCCUGCCCCACCCUCCCCUAACCCCGCCCUUUAAUCUACCCCCCAACCUCACUGGACUAUAGGACUGCAAAACUUUGUUCUGAGUGCACUCGUAUUGUCAGCACCACAAACGUACACAUACACACACACACACACACACACACACACCCUCACUGUCGCAUGAAUCACUUUUUCAGGACUCUGUUCCUUUCUUUACUUUUAUUGUUUAAUUGUUUUUUUAAAUAACUUUUAAGGUCCCCUUGUACCCUGAGUGAGAGGUGCCAUUGUAAAAUUAACUCCAUUAAGAGUUUCACAAAAUGGCUGACCUCAUUCAUGCCAUUACAUAAUACAUAUUACUUAUGUAGCUCUACAUCCUGUUCUGUGUGUGAGUGUGUGAACUGAAUGUGGGUGUGAACAUGCAGUGCAUGCGGUGUAGCGCUGGUUUAUGAGUCACUGUCUGAUCUACACUAACGUCUGGGGUUUUGCCAUGGAGCAUCAUAUUCUCUCAGCCUGCCCUGUACCAGUGGGUCUCGUUUCAUUGAGCACAUAUCCUCGGCCCCCAAAGUGCCAGAUCACCUCCUGUUAUUGGCUGUGACUGAAUUUGAGAUUGGCUGGGUUGUGCUGUUCCUCGCUCUGCCCUGGGUUACUAUCUUGCCAUUUAAGUUACUGUGCGUGUGCGUGUGCGUGUGCGUGUGUGCUGUGGCUCUCCUGUGUGGACCUAGCUGGAGGUUUAUUGGCUUGUUGGGUUGUGGGACUGGAGCCCAGCCUUACUGGGUAUCUGAGAGCAGGCGGCCAAAACUGGACAUUUCUCACUUGCGCCAGUGCGGUUGGCUCCAGCACAGGUGUUGGGACUGGAGCCGGGCCGUGCUGGGGAUCUGGGAGAGGGCUGGAUGUGGUCCUGUGCUGGGCUGGCUCAUGGCCUCCAGGCUCACAGUGAGGUUCAGUCUGCAUGCAUUCUGCCCUGCCCCCUCCCUGCCUGUAAUCAACGUGUUGGUUCAGAUCCCCUCUGUAACACUAGCCCCACCUGUUUCUCUCUCUCUUCCUUUCUUUCACACACACAGGCUCACACACACACACAUACACACAUACACACACACACAGGCACACUCGCGCACACACACACACACACACACACACACACACACACACACACACACUCACAUAUCCUGUAUUUGGGGGGAAAAGAAGAAAAAUAAAUAAUCACGUUCCGCCUUAAACGAAAGAGAAAUCACACUAGUGCCUGCCCCGCUCCCUCCCUGUGGGAGCUGGUGGCCAGCAGUGGGGCUGCAUCCCAGAGUCCGGAGAGGAGGAAUCUCACGGAGGGAAAAACGCAUCGGAACGCUCAGGUUGUGCUUGAGCACAUAUACCUCCGAAAGAUACAGCAGGUUUGGAUCUCUCGCUCCCCCUCUCCUCCUCUCCCUCCCUCGCCAGCCGCGUUCAAGGCGCCCGUCUUCCUUUCUGCACGCGGGAGGUGCUGCAGGACCGCCGGCCUGGCGGGGUGAGGGUGGCCCCCCCGCGCAGACGGGACGCAGACUGCCCCGAUGCAGACCUCAGGGUGGCUUCGUACCUUCCACCACGUUCCUCUGGGAUCGCAGCAGAAGAACUGAUCUCAAGUACCAUAAAAAACACACUGACUGAAAAACGGGGCCUGCAUUUUACGGUUCCUCCAAGCAACAGACCCGAGUCUUCGCACCUCAAGUACUUGGUUUGCAGGGUGUAGCGUGAUGCAGAAGCGAUUGAGAAGUUCUAAACUAUAUUGGCAUGUAAGUGCACUAAGAACAAUAUGCAGAUUUUUUUCUCUUUUAAAUCUUUUGUUAUUUUGACGAGCUUUAACAAGUCAGGAUAAAGUAGGCAGGUUCUGAGGUUUGCCGGUUUUGGCUGGUGUACUGUGUGUGUAUGUGUGCGAGUGUAUAAGACAGCUCAGAGACUGUGAAAACGCGUCUGGUCCGCCUGACCUCCUUGCCCCACACCCCGGAUCUCAGCGCCUCCAGACAAAUUCCCAGACUGUACUCGGCUUUCAUUAUAGUUAUUGUCCUUUAGCACUUUUUUUCCCCCCUAUUUUUUUAUUUUUAUUUUUUUGUAUUUUUUUUUUGUAUUGUGUGCUGUUGUCAGGGCUAUACAGAUGCCUGCUACAGUUAAUACUUGUCAUCCUUUUUUCUUUUGGAUGUAAUAAUCAAAUUUAGAAAUGCAUCCCUUCAUGGACACUUUCUAUCCCUUCACUUCCUGCCUAAUAUAUUCAGAUAUGACUGUUAGUUUUGUUUUUUUUCUCCUGUUUGUUUUUUUUCCCUUUUUUAAAUAGAAAUACUAACUGCCUUUGUGUAACUUUUUUGUGUUUGUGGUUGGUCUGCUUGUGCAGGUGGUCUGUUAGCUUUUUUAUUUUCAUUGUUGUUUUGCUGCUUCAGACAGACCUCCCAUGUCCAGCACAAAGAACACCACUUUAUUUAUUAAGGAAUAUUUCUCUAGGGAGAACAAGUCAUCUUUUUAAUUUUGUCCCCUCGAUAUGUGAGAAAUUACAAUCAACUUGCAUCACUGCACGAACCCGAGUUAAAGCCUUGUUAAACAAAGAGUAAUACAAUACAAAGUAAGCAACAUUUGAAAAAGUUGCUGCUCAUAAAUCUAUUUUUGUGUGAAGUCACACUCCCAUAUGUUAGUCUGGUCGUUUGAAAAAAAUGUUCAUUGUAUUGUACAUAUGUGUACUAUAUAAAUAUAUAUACUUUUCCAUGCAUGCUACAGUGAUAUGCUAUGAACACGUAUCAUGGUUCCAUUUUAAUAAUUAAAACAAAAUUCAGUUUGGUAAAAUUCAGCAAUUUGUGAACUAUUGUAAAUCUGUGCACUAAAAUUGUUGAUUCAUGUCCAGUUCAUUAUUUCCGAAAAGCUGAUUCUCAAAGUUUGGCUCCCAAUACUAAUGUUGUCUUUCCAAAUCCAGUUCAGCCGUUGAAAGCAGAGAAAGGACAAAGCAGGAUCUGAUUCUCUUUUAUUUUGGAAAUUGCAUAGUUAUAUCCAAGGUGAAAGUGGCCUUUUUGGGAGUAUUGAAUAAUUCGUGCUCGAGACGAAAGUGAGUGAAUCGGUAGAUUACACUGCAGGAAAAGGAAUAGAGCUAAACGUGUGAGCUUGCAAUUACACAAACGUGUCAGCAGGGGAUGCAGUAGCCAUGUUGUACUGUAACUACAGUAGUGGGAAUGCGGUGCAGGUCCUCUUAGGGCCGCUAGGAGGCACAAAAUUUUCAUGGAAGAGCGUUUCCCAACAAGGUCACGUGACAUUUUGCGUUGGGGAGUUUUUUUUCCCUUCGCUAUGGCGGAAUUACAGGAGCGCACGAAAGGAUUGUAACCCAUAUUAUAAUUAAUGUUUUGUGUCGUGAAGGAGGAUUUUAAUUCUUUUCAGAUUUUAUUUUGCCCUGAGCACUUGUUAUAGCAUUUUUUCGCGAUGGCGGAUCGAGGUCUAGAUUUGUCCGGUCUGCCCAAAGACGUUAGGGACCAGCUGGCGGAGUUGGAUUUGGAGCUAUCGGAAGGUAAGAUUGGACUAGAAUAUAAAGGGAAAGGGGAGAAAAAUUAGGUUGUCAGACAAGCUCUACCUGUGUGUUCACACCCUCUUUUCCAAUAGCUCCUGACAUGAGACGAGUCGAGCGAAUUUCAGUAUUAAAAAUAUUUAUUAUAGAAGAUUCAUUUUCGCUAACACAUACAACGGGUUGCGAAGAUGGGGUGUUGAUGUGUGAUGACGGGAAUUUGCUUGUGUGUCUUAAAUUUUUCAUAACUGCCCAUCAUCGAGUGUGCCUCUGUCUGGAGAAAAUCUAAUUUGACACGAAGUAAGACACUCUAGACGCACACUUUAUUUGUGCUCUGUGCCAUUAGCUCAAAUGUGCUCGUCUCUUAGGUGUGAGAUUAGGGGGAAACAAUGGUUUAGCGGCGAUGUGACUUGAUGUGGUCGCUCCCUCGGUAGCUAGCUAGCUGGGUGUAGCUUAUGUUUCGGUAGCCUAAAGCCACUAACUGACACGGUACCGGUUUUCAAUUGGUAAUUUAUUUUAUUUGUAAAAUGAUGGCAAGUAAUAAUGCGUUUGUGAUUGGGAACGUAAUUUGUAACGUUUCACUGCGGGACACCCAAACGCUUGGUUAGCUACUGUGAAAUAAGGCUUCGUGCCGAGAGGCCGGGCAAGUGUUGUUACACAGAAAUGCAUAUUAACUACAGUUGGAGAAUUAAAACUUUUCACGAUUAAUGUUGCACGUAGCUACCAUGGUGCGAGUUAAAAACUAAAACGCUUUAUUAGGAUUGUUCAUUUGGUAUAUAGUAGCCUAGUUCGAUAGACUCGGUGUGUUACUGUAAACCACCGCAAUCACGUUUCUUGUCUGUGGCCAAAAACACGAAAACAAUAAAGGCGGUGUGUUGUAAUUUGAUUCUGAUCUUACGUGCAUAUUGUGAAACGAAAUGUGUACGUGGAUGAUGUACUUUUGGCACCGACAGCCUCCAUUGAAACUGCACAAUCAUUGCUUCUGUCACUUUAACGAUGAAUAAAACUUGAGACUGUCUGAAAAACUAA